AUGGGCGGCCUCUGGGAAGCAGCCGUAAAAAGCUUCAAAUAUCACUUUAAACGAAUUGCUGGGGCUCACAAAUUCACCUUUGAGGAAUUCGCCACAAUUUUAGCACGAAUAGAAGGAGUACUCAAUUCCCGGCCUAUAUCAGCAGUAUCAGAAGACCCUUCAGAUCUCACAGCUCUAACGCCAGGACAUUUUUUAAGAGGUGCCCCUUUGAUGGCAUUCCCUGAACAAGAUUGUUCGAAUAUGUCGGUAAUAAAUAGAUGGGAAAAGCUGAAGGUUAUACAUCAUCAAUUUUGUCAACGAUGGAAAAAUGAUUAUCUAAAAUCACAUCAUAAAAGGUAUAAGUGGAAAACCUCAUCUCAAAAUAUGCAGGUUGGAGAUUUAGUCAUUAUUAUGGACGAUCUACUGCCGCCUCACGAGUGGAAUCUUGGCCGAAUUGAAAAAACUUGUUCCGGUUCAGAUGGUAAUGUACGAACUGCCGAGAUACGAACUGCUAAUGGGGUAAUUAAACGACCUAUCGUCAAAUUGUGUUACCUACCUUUUCUAAAUCAAGAAGAAGCUCAAGUAGACUCAAACCUUAAAGUUCAAUCCUCUAUUUCAAAAUAA
Molecule: messenger RNA, 603 nt
Organism: Lucilia cuprina (Australian sheep blowfly)
Lineage: Eukaryota; Metazoa; Arthropoda; Insecta; Diptera; Calliphoridae
Exons: 1
Coding region: 1-603 (200 amino acids)
Source: RefSeq, a predicted model, not a curated record